Messenger RNA from Fimicolochytrium jonesii, 939 nucleotides. RefSeq names its product aquaporin-like protein. The record is from RefSeq and is a predicted model, not a curated record. The coding region runs from base 1 to 939 and encodes 312 amino acids. Lineage: Eukaryota; Fungi; Chytridiomycota; Chytridiomycetes; Spizellomycetales; Powellomycetaceae. Gene Ontology annotation, cellular component: plasma membrane. Gene Ontology annotation, molecular function: water channel activity; glycerol channel activity. The transcript has 5 exons. Gene Ontology annotation, biological process: glycerol transmembrane transport; water transport.
AUGUCCUUGGAGUCGCAAAUCAGUAAAGACACCGUCGUCGAUGUCGCCGAGCACGAUGUCAUCAACCACGUCAAGCUGUCACCGCUCGUUCGUUUGCGUCGCCAGAUGAGGGAAGAGCUUGCCGAAUUUUUCGGUACCUUCAUCUUGAUCAUCUUCGGAAACGGCGUCUGCGCACAGACAUCUCUCCACAAAAACACGGGAGAGUACUUAUCCAUCAACUUCGGAUGGGCGAUCGGUGUGUUGAUGGGCAUCUACGUCAGUGCGGGGAUAUCAGGUGCACACCUGAAUCCCGCCGUUACGAUCGCCAAUGCCGUCCAUAGCAACUUCCCCUGGCGGAAAGUCCCCCGCUACUGUGCGGCCCAGGUGUUGGGCGCUUUUAUGGGCGCCGCGAUCGUAUUCGCUAAUUAUCACUCUGCACUCGACGCCUUCGACGGAGGUGUUCGCCAGACGACUGGCGACUUAAAGACCGCCGGCAUCUUCGCCACCUACCCCCAGGCCUACCUGACCACCGUCGGCGCCUUCUUCUCGGAAUUCAUCACCACAGCUGUCCUCAUGAUCGGGCUCUUUGCCAUCGGCGAGAGCAGGCACGCUGACCGCCCCAAGUCCCACUCCGCCAUCGCCGUCGCACUGCUGAUUCUCGGUCUCGGUAUCUGCUUGGGCGCUCCCACCGGCUACGCCAUCAACCCUGCCCGCGAUUUUGGCCCCCGUCUCCUCACCCUCGUCGCCGGCUGGGGCACGGACCCCUUUACGGUUAGCAACUACUACUUUUGGAUCCCAAUCGUUGGCCCCAUCACCGGCGGUAUCUUCGGAGGCUUCGUAUACCAGGCUUUUACCGAGUAUGACAAUGCCCCCAUAUUAUGGACAAAGUCAUCGGUACGCCGUUUGCUUCCAAACGCUAGGAUUUGCACUCAUAAUAUGUACGCAGUAUAUAUUAGGUAG